ACCGUCAACCGGCGCGUGGACUCGACGCGUCGGUACGCUACGUGUCCUCUCUGCCGCGCUGAUCUUAUUCCCGUACCGGGCGAAUCUAUAAUUCAGAUACCUGGUUUAUCCAACGAUCUUCCCGGUUCCGAUCCGACCGGUGAUCGGAUUAGAGUUUUGGGUUCACCAGACGCGCGGUUGAUUGAUUCAGUGGCGUUGACUUGUAACCAGAGCAUGCCACGUAGGUCAAUGUCUACCGGAAGGAGUUUAGCCGGAAUAUUUACCAAUCCUGAUGGGACCGGUCAACAUUUGCAAAAUCUCGACCGGUUCACACUUAAAUUACCGCAAAAUAUUCACAACAAAAUACUGCAUCCCAGCCUUUCAAAAGGCCACGCGGCGUUACCGCAGGUAAUGAGUUCAGCGAGAGGAUACAGAACCGGAAGCUUAGGAAGCGAGCGAAAUUAUUUCUACUAUGAACGGUUCGACCACCAAGAUGGCCGGUUAGACCGUAGACCAUUCUCGAUAACUCCUCCGUACCGGACAGGCUCGAUCAAUAAUAACACGUCUCCUCCAGACGGCAGUAGCGAUCAGGUGCAUGCUGGUUCACCCAAAAGUUUGUUACUAGCGAUUAUAUCACCGUUCGAUCGGUUGUUUCUUGGAAAGAACAACAACAACAACAACAACGUUGGUGAACGUUCGUCGGAUCACCUUCGUUCCGGCGAUGCUACUCCGUCACAUACUGUGUAAAUUGGUUAUUAAUAAGAACGUCUCUUGUACAUAAUUUUUGUUUUUUCUGCAUUCUUCGUUUUUGGUUUUUUAAACGUUACGGAACAAUCGAACAUACGAGGUC
Camelina sativa (false flax) is the source of this 829-nucleotide messenger RNA. The record is from RefSeq and is a predicted model, not a curated record. NCBI's taxonomy places the organism in Eukaryota, Viridiplantae, Streptophyta, Magnoliopsida, Brassicales, Brassicaceae.